AUGAGCUGUAAUCAGUUACGUGAUCGACAACAAAACACGUUGAUUAGGCGGAUUGGCAUUACCACGGUCAAUCGGAACUGCCUGUCCCAGUCCCAACAUACUGCAUUACUAUCAACGCCCAAAGGGUGGACGCCACACGGUUUGAGUUUCAUAAUAAAAAAAUGUCGGAAAACAGGUGGGCCGGCUGCGAACGGCCGUCAUCGUGAGACCGGAAAACACGCAUUCUUUGACGUAAACACGACGAUUUGGCCUCAUUUUGUUAAACAAUUUCUUCAAAGUGCAGAAUACAAUUUAGCUCCAGCCACAAGGAUAAUAUUAACAAAAAUAUUACCCUCGAGAUUGAACUUUUCCGACCCGAAAUGGUCCAGCUACAGAAGCACUCAAACCGAGUUAUGUCGAUUUUUGAGCAAUUUUAAUCCAGACUGUGAUUCAAUUAAUUGGAAGGGAGAUUUUUUCAGAACUUUAACAUCUUUGAUAUUUAAUUAUAUGGUCCAAGUACUUUGUAGUGGUCGAAUAUCAAAGAAACAAAAAAUGGCACAUGUGAUUCUAAAGAAGAUUAAUAAUGUAACCAACGAAUACGUGUUACUUAACUCACCGGACAAUUUUCUACAAGGGGUACAAAUAUUUGUAGCCAAUAUGCUAUCUCCAUGGCUAGAGAAACCCAUAAAUUAUAUCUGCAGUAAAGUCACUAGUAAUAAAGAUGUUUUAAUAAUGAACAAAAACACGGUUAACGAAAUUGAGAAUCAAAAAAUUGGUAUCGAAACAAAUGAUUCAAAAACCAAUGAAUUAAGUAAAAAUAAAACAAAUAGACUUAAAUUAAAAACCACAAAAAAAUCAAAAAUUAACCAAAAAUCAAAAAUUGGUAAAUUUACAAAAACUAUCGGUAAACGCAGAUUGUCCUUGCAAAACUCCUACAAAGCUACAAAAAUAAUUAAAACUAACAGAAAAUCGAAAAAAGGUUUGAAAUUUUCCCCAGUGAUUACUGCGGUAGAUGACUCGGAGAAAAUAAUUGAAAACCAUGAAAUAUUAUCGAAUUUGGUCCUCGUAAGGCAUCCAGUCAUUAAAAAUACUUCUAAGAAAAAAAUAAAAAAUAAUAAGAUGUCAAAUCCCUUUAAGAGUAAGAAUAACCAGAAAUUCAAAAAAAGUAAAAGUUCAAAAACCUUCGUGAAAGGCAGCUUGUCUUCGCAAAACUCCAAUAAAGUUACAAAAACGAACGGUAAAUCAAAAAAAGGUAUGCAAUUUACCCCAGUGAUUGCUGUGGUGGAUGACUCAAACAAAAUUUUUAAAAACCAUGAAAUAUUAUCGAAUUCUGUUCUUGUAAGUCGUCCAGGCAGUAAAAGUACAAUUAAGAAGAAAAUAAAAAAUAAUAAGAAAUUGACAUCAGUAAUUGAUGCGGUGCAUGACUCAAACAAAAUUUUUGAAAACCAUGAAAUAUUAUCGAAUUCUGUUUUCGCAAGUCGUCCAGGCAGUAAAAGUACAAUUAAGAAGAAAAUAAAAAAUAAUAAGAAGUCAAACCACAUUAAGAGUAAAAAUAACCAGAAAUCCAAAAAAAAAAUUUCAAAAACCAUUGUUAAGGGCAGCUUGUCCUUGCAAAACCACAAUAAAGCUACAAAAAAAAAAAUUAACGGAAAAUCGAAAAAAGGUUUGAAAUCGGUGACAGUAAUUGCUGCAGACGACUCAGAGAAAAUUAGUGGAAACAAUCAAAUUUUAUCAAAUUCUGUCCUCAUAAAGCAUUCAGUCAGUAAAAAUGUAAGUAAAACGAAAAUAAAAAGUGAAAAGACCUUAAACAUUCUUGAGGAUGUUAGCAACACUAAUGGUCGUGGUGAGUACACAAAUGUGGAAAAUGGUAACAAUGAAUCGAUGACAAGUAAUGAAAAGUUAUCAAAAUCAACGAAACAACCACAAAAUUACAAUACAUUUGAAGCAGACAGCAAUGGCGUUAACAAAAACAAAUUCAUUAACGGCGAUGUAGAAUCAUUCAGAUCAGCAACAGACGCAGAGAAUACUCAUGCUAUGAUUGACACUACUCACGAUGGAAGAAACGACGAUGGUCAAAGAAUUGAAACAGUGAAAAUUCGUUCGAAAUCACAAUAUGAUGGUGAUGGUAAACUGUUAUUAUCAAAACACGGUGGUAAGCCGACAACUACGAUACCAAACAGAAUAACGGAUAGCCAUUAUUAUAAUGCAAACGAAGAUGACGGAGUACUGUAUGUGACGGAUUAUAGUAAACAUUCAGUAACGGCGGCCAAUAAUUUGUCGGGAGAAAAUGAUAUCAACAUAUUGAGAGGCGAAGAAUUAAUAAAAUAUAAUGAGAAUACUUCGAUUAACCUAGAUGAUGAUGGUUAUAGUGACGUCAAUACAGACUAUGAUAAUGGUUUUGACGAUGAUGACGGACAUCGUAUUAUAAUUAAGAACGAAGAUGGGGAAGAACUCGAAUCUCGCAUUUUGGACGAUCUUGCAAACGUAUUUUUGAAUAGUUCGCCGGCAGCUUGGAGUAAUAAACACGAGAAUGGUAUCACAGCUACAGAAUCAAGAGGAGACGAAUCUAAACGAAAUUGUUUUCAAAUAUGUUCGGAUGGUUUUGCACAGAGAUUACUAGCGGAUACUUUUAGAAAUAAAGCAUUGACACGUCCGGAAGUUUUUGAUCAAAGUACAGGAGUUGCCUACAAUAUUUGUAAAAAAGAUGGCAGCAAUUACAGUGUUCGCAAGACAAUACUGCCACAAAGCAAAAAUAGAGAUCUUCAAUGUACCAUGUGUCCAUUAGAUAAAUCCAAAUUAGUGGUUAACACAUUAAUUGAACUGAAGAAUUAA
This is a messenger RNA of Metopolophium dirhodum (rose-grain aphid), 2811 nucleotides long. RefSeq lists its product as uncharacterized. The transcript is spliced from 5 exons. Bases 1 to 2811 code for a protein of 936 amino acids. The record is from RefSeq and is a predicted model, not a curated record. NCBI's taxonomy places the organism in Eukaryota, Metazoa, Arthropoda, Insecta, Hemiptera, Aphididae.